AUGGCUGAAGCACAAAGUGCACCGAAAAUCCAUGUCGCAGCUGAAGAGGCCCGGCGUCUCGUCAAAGACAUUCUUCAAGGCAACGGCGUGUCCCCCGACAAUGCGGCGAUAGUAGCACGUUGUCUCAUUGCUGCUGAUCUACGAGGCGUUGAUACGCACGGCAUGAACCGUAUACCUUCAUACAUGGAACGAAUUCGACAGGGCGUCCUGGAUGCCACAGCACAACCGGAACUGAAGCAAGUGACGCCCGUCGUGGCCCAAGUCGAUGGACGCAACGGCUUUGGCUUCGUAGCCGCUCACAUGGGCAUGGCGGCGGCCAUUGAGGCGGCCAAAGUCUACGGCAUUGGCAUGGCUAGCAUCAAGCACUCGAACCACUUUGGCAUGAGUGCGUGGGCGGUGCAGCAGGCGUUGGACGCCGACAUGAUGAGCCUCGUCUUUACAAACUCGAGCCCCGCGCUGCCUGCGUGGGGCGGACGGGAGAAGCUCAUGGGCGUGUCGCCGAUUGCGUGCGGCGCGCCAGGAAAGGGAGACAUGGAGAAUUUCAUCUUGGACAUGGCGCCGUCGGUGGCGGCACGGGGCAAGAUUUACAAGGCGAAGAGGAGGGGCGAGAAGAUUCCGUUGGAUUGGGCGUUGGAUGCGGAGGGCAGGCCGACGGACGACCCGGAGGCGGCGCUGGGCGGCGUGAUGCUGCCGAUGGGCGGACCGAAGGGGUCGGCGCUGGCCAUCAUGAUGGAUGUGUUUUCGGGAGUCUUGUCGGGUUCCGCGUUUGCGGGACAAGUGACGGGUCCGUAUGACCCUUCGAAGCCGGCGGACGUGGGACACUUUCUCGUUGCUGUGAAGCCGGACCUGUUUAUGGACUUGGACGAGUUCCGGGGCAGGAUGGAGUACUUGUAUGGACGGGUGGUGGGAUCGCAGAAGGCGGCGGGGGUGGAGAGGAUUUAUUUCCCGGGGGAGAUUGAGCAGUUGACGCAGAGGGAGAGGGAGAGGACGGGGAUUCCGUUGGUGAGGGCUGAGAUUGAUGCGUUGAACGAGGAGGCGAGCAAGGUUGGGGCUGAGGGGCUGGCUGUAGAGUGA
Messenger RNA from Trichoderma aggressivum f. europaeum, 1074 nucleotides. RefSeq lists its product as uncharacterized. Gene Ontology annotation, molecular function: oxidoreductase activity. The record is from RefSeq and is a predicted model, not a curated record. NCBI's taxonomy places the organism in Eukaryota, Fungi, Ascomycota, Sordariomycetes, Hypocreales, Hypocreaceae. Bases 1 to 1074 code for a protein of 357 amino acids. The transcript has a single exon.